This is a messenger RNA of Paramacrobiotus metropolitanus, 2959 nucleotides long. RefSeq lists its product as uncharacterized. The coding region runs from base 581 to 2866 and encodes 761 amino acids. Gene Ontology annotation, cellular component: extracellular region. The record is from RefSeq and is a predicted model, not a curated record. Gene Ontology annotation, molecular function: chitin binding. Lineage: Eukaryota; Metazoa; Tardigrada; Eutardigrada; Parachela; Macrobiotidae. The transcript is spliced from 9 exons.
AGAAGGUAUGCCCGGUCUUUCAGUGGUCCAUUAGCAUCUUGUUUGUAACAUAAUCAAGUCCCCGUUGACCAGUGCAACAAGGUUACUCGCACAUAUCGGUUACCGGUGCACAAUAGAUAUCUAUUAUAUUUUACGCUACUUCCUCAAGGCUGACACUACGCACAAACGGUUGGAGUACGGAUACUUCUUUCCAUGGUACGAAAUAUAACCUAAACGAACCAGCCGAAUGAAGACGAUACACCUCUUCCUACAUUCAACACACGACUACCAGCCUACAUGCACCCAUAACGAGCUGGGAUUUCAUUCACCACAGUAAUGGUUUUUGUCCGUUGAGUGACCGGAAAUAAGGUUCUUUCUGUCGUUGUUGGUUUGCGGUAGAAGUACAAUUACUUAUUUGCAGCUUUUCUAUCGGACACUGAAAAUCUCGCGUUACGGAAUUGUUUUAUAAACUAGUGUGCGCCAAAUUAGGCUUAUACAUGCAUCUUCAUGACAAACCGUGUACAUGUAGAGAUGUUUCACUAAUCCCCGUUACGUCCGGCUUCAUGCAGUUUAAUGGAAUAAUUGCAUAUAUCAUUCAUCCAUGUUACCUGUGCGCAGGAUCUGUGUUAUCUUUUGUAUUAUCAUCUAUUUAACUGACUUCGUAUUGUCGCAAUAUAACAAUCCUUUCGGGGAAGGACUCUCUGGUCUGGAUGUCAGUUUCCUCCACGAGAUCGCGGUAGCGCUAGAUCCUUCUCUGCAAAGCAGGCAGGCUAGUAUUCCCGGCACAUGGAACCAAAACCAAGCCGGCACGCCUGCCAGUGCACCGGCCACUGUCCCAUCUCUGGGAAGUACCGGCAUAGCGCCAACAUGCAGCGGAAAAGAUGGCUUCUUUCCAGACUACUCUCAGAACUGCCGCGUUUAUUACCGCUGUAGUCCCAGUGGGCGAAUGGCGCGCUUUGAAUGCCCGAUGAACUUUGUGUUCUCGGAGCAUCUGAAGAAAUGUGACUCCCCCGAGCGGGUGACCUGCACAACCAGCAAACCCGUGGCUGUCAGUGAGCCGGUUGCAGCUCAGCCGGCACCGCCCAUUCAGACCCGCUCGAUCCUUCCCGAGUCGUCAAUUUUGGGAGGUGGUUUAUGGCCAGCGGGACUACCACCUGUUGCCAUUGAAGGCGCGUCGGGCUUUUAUGAACCACUUUUAUCGGCGGCUAGUGAACGACCUCACUUGUUACUUGACGGGCUUCCAUCGCUUCCAACAGUAAAGAUUAUGGGAGAACCGCGUGCGCCAUUGGAUAUGGAUCCAGAUUUGUGUUUUGGAAGGGCAAAUCAGUAUAUACCAGAUGCCGACACCGGGUGCCGCGGCUAUAUUCUUUGUCCGUCAAUUUUCGGCAAUCGCUUCCAGUCGUUUUUCUGCCCACAAGGAAUGCGCUUCGAUACCAAAGCCGAAAGUUGCUUACCGCGAACGGCAGUACGCUGCAUGGAAGUGGAGCGUUUGUUUCCGUUGAAUGUGGGGACCAAUUUGGGUGGAGGCAAUCUGUUUCCCGGCCUGCUGCCGGUUGCCACUCCAUUACCACCCGGAACAGCCGAAACUGUCACAGCGCCGGGCCCCAAAGCGCCGUGCUACGGGAAAACGGGCUUUGUGCCCGAUCAUUUGCAACAUUGUCGAGUGUACUACUAUUGUAAUGCGGAAGGUGCGGCACUGAAUUUAACAUGCCCACCGGAAAUGAUCUUCAAUCCCAAUGUACAAAAUUGCGACUUCAUCCAGACGGCACCGGAGUGUAAAGCCCAGCUGCAGCAGCAACAGCAGCAGCUGCCGGGCAACAGUAACGGCAGCCCGAGUGCACCGCAGAAAAUUGCUCCCGAAACUGUCAAACCAAUCGAGCAUACGGAAUCGCCCUGGAGCAAUCCGGCAACACGGCUUUCACCGCUACGUCAAGUCGUGCCACCCGUAAACAACAAACCCGCCAUGCCGAAUCCGGCCGGCCACAAAGCCAGGACUCCCGGGUUAUUGACACUGUCGACGCUGUCACAUAUACCCGGGCCCGGCUAUACGCAUUCCAAGUAUAAUUAUCUUGACAACAGGAUAUCAGGUUAUGCGCCGAUGUCAAAAACACCACCAAAAAUCUCGGUUUUCAAUACUCCAACACAACUGGAAGGAUUCGGAACUCCGGAACUGUCAAAAUUUCCCAUGAAAACGUUCGGAAACGCUGUCAAUACUGGCAACGGCUUUGCCGUUAAACCUUCAGUCGUGAUUCCAGAAGUGUUGGUUGCGAAACGAAUCGGCUUGACAAUUCCCGGCUCAGCAGUGACAGUAUAUGAAACCGAAUGCGAUGGGACCCUUAAUUAUUACAUCGAACCGGAUUCCGCGUGCCGAAUUUAUCAUUACUGCCACACUAAUUUGACGAUGGAAACGUUUUCCUGUCCACCCACGGAAAUCUUUUUGCUGGCCAACAAAGGUUGUGUGCCCAUCGGUGCAGCGGUCUGUGUGGACAGUUUAAGCGGGGAUGCCAGAGAAAUACUGCACAAAAAUUGGGAAGCUACAACACUGGCCCCGUCUGUUCCACCUACGCUGCCAUUUCCACAGGGAGUCGGCGAUCCAUUCAGUAGCACCGUUCCAUUCCCUAUGGCCCAACCCGGGACGAGUCCGAAGCCGGGUAUUGCCGCUGCACCAGAGCCGCAAUGCGUCCCCGGAAUGACAGGAUUGCAUGGGGAUGCCUCCGCCAACUGCCUGAAAUAUUAUGAAUGUCACAUUGAUGGUUCGAUGAUCACGCAUAGUUGUCCCAUUAAUCUCAAGUUUAAUAAUAUUCUCAAAGCCUGCGACUGGCCAGAAUAUCUGGAUGCGCAGUGUAACGAGAUUAGGCCAUUGUCUGUGCCACAGCAGUCGGUAUAAUUAUUUUCGGGGGUAAUUUGGUAUAAUCACAUUAUCAACGCUUUAUGGAUUAUGCAAUGGUUUUGUACUAUAGUAAGGAAAUUAAAUUUAUAC